AUGAAUCAUUAUUGUUCAAUAUUUAUUUUUGUAAAAUUAACUUUUUCUCUCUCCCUCGUUUGUUUCAUGGACAUUGUAAAAGUAAAAGAUAGUAAUGAAUACAAGAUCAUUCAACAUGUAUUACAAGCACUCAAUAAAAGUGGAUUAAAACUUACAAACAACUUUUUUAAUGCUCCUCGAGGUAAUGGUCUCGAUGUACUAGCAGACCAACCAUCCAAUGAUAUAAGCAUCAACAACUUUAUGAGACAAUUGAUGGUUCGCUUGCAAGACUCAUCGAUCAAACCACUCGACGAAGAAAAGAUGUUUAGUGAAUACAAGAAAAAGCUGGUGCUAGAAGAUUCUGACUACCGAUUCUAUAAUGACAUUAUUGAUAGCGGUCAGUUGGCCAAUGAUAAUGACAAGAUAUCCGAUGGGGGUCCCAUCCCAUUCCUCUAUCCCAACAAUUGUUCUCUAUCCAAUGCCAACGACCUAACAAUCAUAAAAGAUGUAGAAAGAACUCAUCUAGUUUUAAAUCCUCGUGCUGCAUCAAUCAUUCAACAAAUUCAAGGUCCAUUAGCUAUUGUAUCUGUUAUUGGACCAUAUAGAUCAGGUAAAAGUUAUAUAUUAAAUAGAAUGAUGUCAAAGAAGCUAUCUAGAGGAUUUGCACUUGGACAUACAAUGGAGAGUUGUACAUUGGGUGUGUGGAUGUGGGGUGCACCAUUUAAACAUCCAAUUAUCCACCCAGAUGGAACCGAAGAAGAGGUGACUGUCAUCUUGUUGGAUACCGAGGGAUUAGGAUCUACCAGUAAAAGUACCACUGUAGAGUGCGACAAUCAAAUCCUCUCACUAUCAAUGUUACUGUCGUCCAAUGUAGUCUACAACUCUGUCUCUGUUCCAACAUCGAGUGAUUUUGAUAAGCUCUACUUUAUCACAAAGCUAUCUCAAUCGAUUGUAGUUAGAAAGGGAGAGAAUAGAAACACCGAGCAAGAUCUAGAACAAUUUUGUCAUUUCUUUCCUAGUCAUUUCAGUUGGGUGUUUAGAGAUUGUCAUCUCACUCCUACUUUGAAUGGUAUCGACGAGUGUUCAAUGACAACAUUCAUGCUUGAAAAGUCAUUCAAACUUGAAGCCGAAACUCCUGAUGCCCCUGAUUUAAAGAGUAUCGUACAUAGAAAUGGUAUUCGUAAAUUUCUCUUGACAGUAUUCAAAUCUUUUAUGGCAUUUACAAUUAGUCAUCCUGGCCACGAAGCACUUCGAUACAACAUUGAAGAUAUUGAAAAUCCGUUUACAUCUCAAAAGUUCCAUACAGAUGUAGCAAACUUUAUUUCUUCAUUUAAAAAUGUUCUUCAAAUUAAAAAAGGUCAAAGUCCUGGUUCAAGAGUAAAUGGUAAACAAUUAAUAUCACAAAUUGAAAUAUAUUUGGAAGAUAUUAAAAAUGGUAAAUCUAUCAAUGUUGAAUCUACAUGGGAACAAACACUCAAACUUGGUUAUGAAUCGAUUACAAAUGAAGCUGUAAUGUUGUUUCAAAAGGAGAUUCACCAAUUUAUUCAUACCAUGCCAAUCUCUUAUCAACAAUUCAUGUCUCAUUAUCAACAAGCAAUUAAAAAAACUGAUCAAUUAUUUGUAAAAAUCCUAGACUUGGAUACUGAUUUACAUUAUUUCCAAAAAUUUUCAAAUAGAUAUCAUGAUGAAUGUGCAAAAUUUGAUAAGAGUGGUCAAUUGGUUGGAGGAUAUUUAUAUUCAGUUCAUUUAAAGAAUAAUGAAGCAUCUAUUAAUCAUAAUAAUCAAGUUAUUAGAACAUUGGUUGAAAAGAUUAUCAACCCAGUACUAAAGAGUGAAACUACAACCCAUUUGGCACUUGUAACUGCAGAGCAACUUGUUGAAAGAGAAUACUUUGUCCAUGCAUUGGGUCCAAAGACUGAUCAAGUCUUUGACAAUUAUCUAAUUGAAUUUUCUCAAAAGAAAGAAACUUUUCUAUCCUAUCUAAAGAGUACAAAUCAAUUUAAAGAAUCAUUGGCCAAGAGUGAAGCUGAUCGUGAACAAAUGAGACAACAAAAUAGUUCAUUGAUUCAACGUCAAAAAGAUUUAGAGAUUAACAUAAAGACAAACCAAGAAAUAUUUCAACAAAGAAUUCAACAAAUGCAAGCAUCAAAAAGUGAAAUGGAAUCAAGAAUGAAGAGUACCAUUGAUUCAAAUACUGCUCAAUAUCAAAUUCAAAUUCAACAAUUAAAUAAUACCAUUACAAAUAAUAUUAAUAUUGCCAAUAAUAUUGAAGCUCAAUUACAAUCAACAAUUUCUAAUCUUCAAAAUCAAUUAAGAUAA
Messenger RNA from Cavenderia fasciculata, 2298 nucleotides. Its product is annotated as guanylate binding protein 1. The record is from RefSeq and is a predicted model, not a curated record. The transcript is spliced from 4 exons. The coding region runs from base 1 to 2298 and encodes 765 amino acids. NCBI's taxonomy places the organism in Eukaryota, Evosea, Eumycetozoa, Acytosteliales, Cavenderiaceae. Gene Ontology annotation, molecular function: GTP binding; GTPase activity.